AGACCACUCUUUCUUGCAGAAUCACACCAAGGGCAUCUACUGGCUAAUCUUCAAUGUGUUCCAGAUAAGAAAUAAAAAUAGUUUUGUCAGGAAAAUUUUGAACUUGUGGGCUUGAUGGCAAUAAGCGCUUCUAGUUCGUGCAACAUUGGAUUGAGUCCGUAUUUGUGUCCAAGCGCCAGUUCUAGAAAAUCUCUGUGCCUCCGUCAUGGUGCUCAGUUGGGCUCAUCUUACUCGGCUGAUGAGUUUCCGAGACACUCACUCCGCAUCUCGGCGAAUUCAACGCAGAAAGCUCGAUUCGUUGCUCGGCGUAAGGAGUCCAUCUCGGUUCGACAGCUUCAACGCCCUCUAAUUGAGUAUAUGAGCUUGCCCGCGAGUCAGUAUUCGGUGUUGGAUGCGGAGCGGAUUGAGAGGGUGGAUGAGAACACGUUUAGGUGUUAUGUGUAUAGGAUUAAGUUCUUUGCGUUCGAGGUUUGCCCUGUCUUGCUUGUCAGAGUGGAAGAGCAGCCCAAUGGGUGUUGCAUUAGGCUCUUGUCAUGCAAGCUGGAGGGUUCGCCGAUGGUUGCUGCACAGAAUGACAAAUUUGACGCUUCUAUGGUGAACCACAUAUCAUGUGAGAGCAACAAAAACAACUUAUUGGCGCAACAACUGACCUCAGAUACUGUCAUUGAGGUUAGCAUUGAGAUUCCUUUUGCAUUUCGUGCAAUUCCAGUGCAAGCAAUUGAAUCAACUGGUACACAAGUCCUUGAACAAAUACUAAGGAUUAUGCUUCCCCGGUUUAUGGCACAGCUCGUGAAGGACUAUCAAGCAUGGGCUUCUGGGGAUACUUCAAGGCAGGCUCUUGGGACAGGUGAGAUUUGAGAUUAUGGACAACAGCACAUGCCACAGCACUGGCUUUCUUCAUGACUCGUUUAUAUUGUAAAUCAUUUUCACUGUUCCCUAGAUUAUAUUCAUUCUGUAAACUUUAUUUAAGAAAUGAUUUACCCAACUUGUUCGCUGUAGUCUUUGUGGUACUGUUUCAUCUUGUUGGUGACAUUUCUACGGGCUUAGUUCUCAUGCUA
Alnus glutinosa is the source of this 1058-nucleotide messenger RNA. RefSeq lists its product as uncharacterized. The transcript is spliced from 6 exons. Bases 115 to 858 code for a protein of 247 amino acids. Lineage: Eukaryota; Viridiplantae; Streptophyta; Magnoliopsida; Fagales; Betulaceae. The record is from RefSeq and is a predicted model, not a curated record.